Molecule: messenger RNA, 705 nt
Organism: Impatiens glandulifera
Lineage: Eukaryota; Viridiplantae; Streptophyta; Magnoliopsida; Ericales; Balsaminaceae
Product: zinc finger MYM-type protein 5-like
Exons: 2
Coding region: 1-705 (234 amino acids)
Source: RefSeq, a predicted model, not a curated record
AUGCCUCCCACUCAUAAAUGUGAAUCUAGUUAUGACAAACUUAAAAAGAAGAAACAAAUAACAGAGUUGAUAAAUUCUCAAAGGGGAGCUUUGGACAAAUAUGUUAUGAAAGAAACUCAAAUUCCAGUUGAAAAUGAAUCUGAUGAUGUUGAAACUAUGGAAACGAAUGAGAAUGACAAUGAUAAUGUUGAGAAUCAUGAUAAUGAUGGUGUUGUGUGUAGUAGAGACACAAAUACUAGUGAAACUUGUAAUUACCUUGACAUAUUUGAUCCAAGAAGAUGGGAUGGUAUUGAUGCUAAAAUGAUUGAACUGUUAGUGUUAGAGGGUCCCAAAAGAGAUUUAAACAUUGUCAAUGGGCCUCUUGAUAAAGAUAAUAGACGAUUUUCUUCAAAUUUGUAUACUAGAGUGUUACCAAAUGGAGAGAAGUUUGAUAGGAACUGGCUUGUUUACUCAAAUGAUCUUGAUAAAGUGUUUUGUUUUUGCUGUAAAAUAUUUAGAAAAGGGGUGGGUAAGGGUGGAUUAACAUGUGAAGGCUUUGACACUUGGAAACAUGUUAAUAUGAGACUUAAAGUUCAUGAGGCGAAAAGGCUUAAUGGAUUGGCAUUUAUAAGUAUUGAAAAUGAGCUAUUGGAUGAAAUACAAUAUGAAGAGUUGAUUGAUGAUUUUGCUGGAAUGAGUGCUAGAAGACUAGCUCUUUUCAAAUAA